GCUUGGGUGAUUUCAGAGUCAAUUAUGGAAGACGGCAUUUUGAUUUUAAGUUCAUAAAUGGAGUAUCGAAAAUACCUUACCACGGGUGCAGCAGUUCCUGCGCGAACAGCACGUCGAUGGAAAAGGUCAGCGGCAUGUUCAGGCUCCCCAAGGAGAAAAAAAGUAUGUGUUUCUGCUGUUACCCUAAGUGAUCCUGCACGCAUGUCCUGUGGUCCUGCACUCGACUCCCAUCAUCCUGGUCCUGCACUCGACUCACUUAAUCCUGAUCCUGCACUCGACUCCUGUGGUCCUGCACUGAACUCACAUGGUCCUGAUCCUGAUCCUGCACUCGACCGACAUGAUCCUGCACUCGUCUCCUGUGGUCCUGCACUGAACUCACAUGGUCCUGAUCCUGAUCCUGCACUCGACCGACAUGAUCCUGCACUCGUCUCCUGUGGUCCUGCACUGAACUCACAUGGUCCUGAUCUCACACGCGUCCCCUGUGAUCCUGCACUUGUGUCGCCUGAUACUGAUUCUGCACUCAUUAGUACUAUAUCGGUCUGUGAAGAACCUCCACUCUCAUUCAUACCACCAGUCCACCAAACCUCAACAAACACUUCCUGUGCAUAUGGGCAGGUACGGCAAACUGCUACUGUCGAGGAUACAAGAAAACAGCAUGAGUUGCUUCUUCUUGCUUUAAAACUCAAGCAUGGACUGACUGAUGAAGCUUUAGAAGACACACUUAAAGUUGUUAACGUUAUAAGUCAGAGGCAUGCUGUGUCAUCUACCAAACAUCACUUUUACAAAACUUUUGAUGACUUGAAAAGAAAUAUUCAGUUUCACUACAUAUGUGAGGGAUGCACAAUUUCUGUAAACAUUGAGGGAGAAAAAGUGGUUUGUCCUAACUGUCAAUAUUCUUGUAGAAUAGCCGAUCAUAUGAAACAGGGGCACUUCUUUAUUGUUUUUCCACUAGAAUCACAAUUAAGGAAUAUGAUGGAACAAGAGGAACUCUUCAGCCAGUUGACUAGGCCUAACAGUGCUGCUCACUCUAGUCCACUGACACAUAUCACCGAUGGUGAGCUUUACAAGAGGGUUAACAGAAAUAUUGAGGGCCAAUCUGAGCAUCACGUCAAUCUCACACUAACCUUUAGCUGUGACGGGGUACCUGUGUUUAAGAAAUCUUCUUACAGUAUUUGGCCACUUCUCUAUACAGUCAAUGAAUUACCACCUGAUUUGAGAGCAAAACAAGUGAUGUUGGCAGCCUUAUGGUUUGGUCCAUCAAAGCCAAACUGUAACACAUACUUAUCACCAUUUGUGAAAGAAUGCAAUCAAUUGCUUACUCAUGGGUUUGAGUGGAUUAGUGUAAAUGGUAUUCAUGGCCGGUCCAAAGUAUUUCCCUUGGUUGCAGUAUGUGAUUCUGUUGCGAGACCGAUGAUUCAAAAUUUUAAGCAAUUCAAUGGAGAAUUUGGAUGUUCUUACUGUUUACAAAAAGGUACAGUCGUUGAGAAGGGUCAAGGUCAUGUACGGGUCUAUCCUUUUGAGUCUGAUACUGAAAGCAGAAAUCAUGGUAGCAGCCUAGAUUUUGCUCGAGAGGCUAUAGAAAACCGCACUACUGUGAAAGGAGUGAAAGGACCGUCUAUUUUGUCCUUGAUCCCAUCAGUUGACCUGAUACAAGGUUGCGUACCUGACUACAUGCACGCCUGUCUUCUUGGUGUUGCAAGAUCUAUGACUUAUAUGUGGGUUGGAAGUGACAAUCAUGAAAAUCCAUGGUAUGUAGGAAGAUGUAUCCAAGUGAUUGAUCAAAAACUUCACCUUAUUCAACCACCCUCCUGUGUCUCCAGAGUGCCUAGAUCACUGCGAGAGAGAAACUAUUGGAAGGCGCAUGAGUGGUACAUGUGGCUUUUCUACUAUAGCAUCCCAGUGCUUAAAGGGAUCUUACCAGAGUGCUAUCUAAUCCACUGGACACGGUUUGUGAAGGCUUUGGCAUUGCUCUUAACUGAAAGUGUCACCUUGCAACAAAUUCAGGAAGCAGAUAUCAUGCUUAGGAGAUUUGUGAUGGAAAUGGGGGAUCUCUAUGGUAUACAAAACAUGUCCUAUAAUGUCCAUCUCUCUCUUCACCUUGCACAAAGUGUGCGAAACUGGGGUCCUUUAUGGGCUCAUUCAGCUUUCACAUUUGAGUCAUAUAAUCACAGCCUGCUCAAAAUGAUCAAGAGCACACAAGGGGUCCCUUUGCAGAUUGCCAAAACAUUUCAGUUACAAAAGGGUCUGCCCUUAUAUGCCAAGAAAACACUGUCAAAUGCAUCCUCUGAAUGCAUUUCAGCCUUUGAAGACUUAGUCAGUCCUACACACACCCAGAGUGCAAUAAGAUGUAAAGAGGUCAUUGCACUUGGAGGCAGACAUGAGAAAGUAAGACUUGAGCAAGAUGACUACCUUGCCCUCCACAAUGUAGCUAAUCACAUAGAGAGAGAACUUCUUGUCAGUUACCGUGACAGGGCAGUAAUUAAUGGUGAAGUUACGCACUCUAAAAGACAUUCGAGAGAGAGAAAGAGAAACUCGCAUGUUGUAGUCCUCACAGAUAACAGUAUUUUCAGUGUUGAUAAGUUUGUUGUUGCAGACUUAGUAAGUGGGGAACACUGCUAUGCCAUAGGACAUUAUUUUGAAACAAAGCGACACAGUUUUUUUGCUUCAUUGUCGAACCCACACCACUUUGUUGCUGUUGGCAAAAAGUUGGGGCAUCUGACAGCUGUUCCAGCUGCAGUUAUUCAGAGAAAGUGUCUCUUUAUGAAUCUUCCAAACCUGAAGGUUAAUUAUGUUUUUAUGUUUUUGAAUCGUAAUGAGUUGACGAAUUGAUUAAAAAAACGAAAGGGGUCAUAGAAUGCAAAACAUUUUUACCCAUGCAGACCAAAUGGUGAAAACACAUUAUUCUUUAUAGAGUUUUCGCUUGUCAAUGAAAUGCUAAAUGAUAGUUAAAAAGAAUAUUGUCUAACUCUGAAUACCUUGACAUGAAUUGUUUGUACUUGUCAAAAUGUCAUGUAAUGAAAUGCCAGUUAAUAAUAGAAAUGUUGUAUUUACUUGUCUGAAUAGUUUGAAAAGAUGAUACUUAAUGUCUGAAUACCUCAAACGCCAAUAUUUAAAAUAAUCAAAAUGUACUGUUUUAUAUAUUAUAUCUGAAUGUCUGUAGUUGUAGAUAUUGUGUC
This is a messenger RNA of Carassius gibelio (silver crucian carp), 3176 nucleotides long. RefSeq lists its product as uncharacterized. Bases 58 to 2829 code for a protein of 923 amino acids. The record is from RefSeq and is a predicted model, not a curated record. NCBI's taxonomy places the organism in Eukaryota, Metazoa, Chordata, Actinopteri, Cypriniformes, Cyprinidae. The transcript has 4 exons.